This is a messenger RNA of Gilbertella persicaria, 795 nucleotides long. Its product is annotated as cyanate hydratase. The coding region runs from base 94 to 558 and encodes 154 amino acids. Gene Ontology annotation, molecular function: DNA binding; cyanate hydratase activity. The transcript has 7 exons. The record is from RefSeq and is a predicted model, not a curated record. NCBI's taxonomy places the organism in Eukaryota, Fungi, Mucoromycota, Mucoromycetes, Mucorales, Choanephoraceae.
ACCGGAGAUCAAAUCACAUUAUGUUGGAGUCUUGUUGCAUAUUGUUAUUUUUUUUUCACACCUUCCUCUUUUCUUAUAUUUUCUUGCCUUAAAAUGAGUAAUCCUAAACUUUCACCUGUUCAAAUGCGCAUGUUUCAAGCCAAAGCUGUAAGAAAAUUAAGCUUUGAGCAAAUUGGAAAGGAAUUGGGAUGCGAUGAAGUUUAUGCAGCAGCCAUCUUUUAUGGGCAGGCCAAACCUACAGACAAAGAGUUGUAUAAACUUUCAGAAAUAUUAAAUGUACCUACACAGCACUUGUUGGAAGAAAUGGGAGCUCAUUACUUUCCCACUAGAGGAGGACUGAUGGAAAUGCCUCCUCAAGAUCCUACGCUUUACAGACUUGUUGAAAUGAUUCAAGUAUUCGGAUUUCCUAUUAAAGCAGUUAUACAUGAAAAGUUUGGUGAUGGUAUUAUGUCUGCUAUUGAUUUUAAGGCACAUGUUGAUAAGGUUGAGGAUCCCGCUGGUGAUCGCGUAAAAAUUACAUUGGAUGGUAAAUUCUUACCAUACAAGCAAAGUUGGUAAAACAAUAAAUACAUGCAUACCUUUACACCUUGUUAUGUUACACCAGUCUACAUCUAAUCUUAUCUUUAUCAAAGCUCUUUCUUUCUCUUUGCAGGUUAAGACGUCAUUACGGCCUGGAUAAGUAAUACAAGAGAAAAAUCAAUGAAAGUCAAAGAAGAACUAAUUUAUCGUGUACGAUAAUAUUACAGAGCAUUCAAUUUCACAGAGCAAAGAAAAAAAAGAAAGAAAUAAAGAGCU